AUGGAGUCAAGCGCGGGGCCCAUCUUCGAUGAGGCCCAAUAUCGCAUCGAUGUCCUUCACCUCCCCUCACCGGAAUCCGAAGCAGCGCAGGCGCAACAACUAGCCGAAGAAGCCGAACAACUGGGUCUGAAAGUGCCAGAGAUCGAAGUAUCUGCGCCUCCUGUCUUCUGGAUCAUCGACCGAUCGGAAUUCGGUGUGCGGCUCCCUCACUCCGUCCCACGAGCCGUCGUCCCCGUCCCAUCCGUGCUCGACCAGAUCGUGUCGUCGCUGUCGGAUGUCACACUUUCAUCAGAUCACAUUAAGGCCGGCAGUACGCGAUCGCUGGCUUCUCUGUCUACGCGCCCGACCUCGUUUUGCUCCAGUGAGGGGAAAACGGGUAUUAUUGGACACGGGUAUAAUGAUGCGUUCGAGGCCAGGUCGCACCGGCAUUCGAUUCUUAGCAUCGCCUCUGCCGACAAAAAGGAGAAGCGACGGAGCAGCUUGAAGUCUGCCAUUGGGAGGAUUCAUUUCCGCAAGAAGCGCACGUCCUCGGCCAUUGUCUUGCCUUCGGAUGGGCGCAUAGCUGUAUCCACAAGCGACAAAGGCGUUGAACAUGUUUUCUUCGAGCCUACACCAGGACCUGACAAUGCUGCCCAUGAGGAUGUUCCGCUCCAUGCGAGUGAUGAGGUCUCGCUUCCAAGGUUGGAAAUUCCUCGGUUCAGUAAAGAGGAAUUACAAAGAAGCCUGGACGAUCCGGAGCUAAGUGAGAUGCACGAGCGGCAUCAAAUGGAAAGGAACCGACAUCUCGCUUUCCACGACGCCGCUCUAAGUACCCUCCGGCGUCGGCACCAGACCGCUAUUUCAGAGCACCAGUCUGACAACCAGCGUCAGGAGGAUGAGAAACGCGAGAAGAACAUCCAGGCCAUAGUCCAAAUUGAAGAGCGACAGUUGGCGGUGGAGAUCGAACAGCAACGCGAGUUCGAUCGAGCCAAAAUGAACUCGCGCACUCGCAUCAAGCAUAUGGAGGGGUAUCUCCGCAAUGCCAGCCCACCGCCAUCUCCCGCUGGAACACCGACCAGAGCUGAACGAUCCGCACGAUCGUCAGAAUCAUUCUCGGAGUCCGACUCGACCCCGCCAGCCCGUGUGCUCACUCGCCAACACAUGGAGCAACUAGAACAACAAUACCACUCCCACAAGAGCAUGGACCAGCUCCACGACGCCCGCAUCAAAGUCCUCCGUGACCGCCAAGAACUUAAGCUGCAAGAAGCCACGGCGCGUAUGCAAAAGGAACUGGAUGAAAUGUGUAAACGACACACCCAGGUUGUUGCUGCCUUGCAAGCCGAGCAUCAGCGAGAAGAAUCCUCCCUCAUGCAGGACUUGGAGAUGAAAAAGACAACUUUGCAGCGCCGCUGGUAUUUGGAAGAGGCUAUCCUACGUCGGCAUCUCGAGGUGCGACAUGGCCAGUCAUAUGGUCCUUUGCCGCUUGUCAGUUUCAGCACCUCCAAUAGCCCCGUUGAUAUUGCGGAACACUCACCACUUGAAACUUCUUCAACCCCGGAUACAAUCCAUCCCAGCCAGGAUUGUGUGCCUCACUAA
Messenger RNA from Penicillium mononematosum, 1575 nucleotides. RefSeq lists its product as uncharacterized. Lineage: Eukaryota; Fungi; Ascomycota; Eurotiomycetes; Eurotiales; Aspergillaceae. The record is from RefSeq and is a predicted model, not a curated record. The coding region runs from base 1 to 1575 and encodes 524 amino acids. The transcript has 3 exons.